AUUGCUUCAAGAUGAUGUGGAUCGACACUAACGUACCGUCCUCGCUGCUGCAGACCGCACGGCUCGAGCAAAGACACUGGGCUAAUACGCUGCUCGUAUUUUUCGUCGCCGUAUUCCUGUGCAGCUCGUAUCUCUUUUGUUUCCUGUACCGCCGCUGCUGCCUCUGCAAGCGACGACACAAUGAGAUGGCUCUCGUUCCAAGUGCUACAGUAAUGGUCAGCGAUAUGGAGGAGCCGCUGCUGGGAGACUCAGUCUACGACGGCCAGGUGCCGACUUUUGAGUAUGUUCCUCUUGCCCACGAGUAUCAACCAUCAGCACCUCCGUUGGGCUGAGAGAAUGGUCACCGGAGAUUGACCUAAAGUUGCAAGAGUCAAUUUCUCGUGCUGGCGAACUGCUGCAGGCGACUGGCGACACAAAGCCUUCAAUAUUUGAAAUAAAUUAUGUAUGUGACGAGCGAUAAUGGACUUGUGGAACGUAAGUGUUGUAAUAAACUUGUUGCCGACUUC
Messenger RNA from Phytophthora infestans T30-4, 506 nucleotides. RefSeq names its product M96 mating-specific protein family. Lineage: Eukaryota; Oomycota; Peronosporomycetes; Peronosporales; Peronosporaceae. The record is from RefSeq and is a predicted model, not a curated record. The transcript has a single exon. Bases 15 to 332 code for a protein of 105 amino acids.